Pelobates fuscus (common spadefoot toad) is the source of this 2314-nucleotide messenger RNA. RefSeq names its product RALY heterogeneous nuclear ribonucleoprotein (gene RALY). The transcript is spliced from 9 exons. Gene Ontology annotation, molecular function: RNA binding. The record is from RefSeq and is a predicted model, not a curated record. Bases 201 to 1010 code for a protein of 269 amino acids. Gene Ontology annotation, cellular component: nucleus. NCBI's taxonomy places the organism in Eukaryota, Metazoa, Chordata, Amphibia, Anura, Pelobatidae.
UACAGCAGCUGAUACAUUGUAUCUCUCAGCAUCUGCCCCAUACGACUCCUACCUACCUUCUCUCCUACCCUUCUUCUCUUGUGACCUUUUUACCUCUGCCAUUUUCUUGUUUGCUGGCUGGAAUCAGUAGCUGCAUUAUUGGACUCCGUAGGCCAUACUACGUUUGUUAACAGACAUCCCAUCCCAGCCACAGGGGGAAAAUGUCCCUGAAAGCAGCUACCAGCAACAUCACCAACAAAAAUGAUCCAAAAUCACUGAAUUCUCGAGUGUUCAUUGGGAAUCUAAACACAGCGGUUGUGAAGAAGAGUGAUGUAGAAUCAAUUUUCUCUAAAUAUGGACGGGUGGUCGGCUGCUCAGUGCACAAGGGAUAUGCGUUUGUACAAUAUUUGAAUGAGAGGCAUGCGCGGGGGGCUGUCCUUGGUGAGAACGGUCGAGUACUGGCUGGACAGACAUUGGAUAUUAACAUGGCAGGGGAACCAAAACCCAACAGGCCCAAAGGGUUAAAGCGAGCCGCAGCUGCUCUGUACAGUGGUUACGAACUUGACUUUGAUUACUACCGAGAUGACUUCUACGAGAGGCUGUUUGAGUAUCGUGGCAGAGUUUCUCCUGCACCGCGGGCCGUGCCAACUAAACGUCCACGUGUCACUGUGCCAUUAGUGCGUCGAGUAAAAACAACACUUCCAGUCAAAUUGCUUGCUAGGUCAGCGGCAAUCACAGGGAAUGCGGCCAGACUAAAACUGAGAAGCAAUGAGAUCCAGGCCAUUAAAUCCGAACUCACACAGAUCAAGUCCAACAUUGACGCCUUGCUCGGAAGGUUGGAGCAGAUAACAGAUGAACAAAAAACAGUGUCAGCUAUAGCAGCGAGGAAGAAAUCAGACUGCAGUCGAAGUGAGUUUUCACAAGAAGACAGCACGUCAGAGGCAGGAGACACAAACACAGAUGAGCCACUCAACGGGGAUGAAGGAGAGGAUUUAACGCAAGAUGACUGCACAGAUGUCCUGCUUAAUUAGAGGGUGUAUAAACUGCAAAGGGAUGAGGGCCCACGCAUCUACACAUGGACAGCUUCAAUCCAAGGAUUACAACCUGCCUCCCUUUUCAAUGGAAAACACACCAGAACAGUAUUUUGUUUUUCAACAGUCUGUAAAAUUGAAGUAAUUACGUACCAUUCUGCAACAGAGACCACCGGGGACCAGUGUGAAUAGGAAAGCCACAUUUAUACCUACGUUCUAAAGAACAAGAGGAGGAAGACGUGGAAUAAUGUGGCGUGGCAUUAACAAGCCUGUAUUUAAGCGCUGGGAGGUAAAAACGUGGGGGGCGGGGGGGAAAUAACUGAAUUUACAUUUCUUUAAAAUCCUUUCUCCAUGUCAUAACAUGGACGAGGCACAGUAAUGGAUAGAUUCUGUUAAUGGUAUUUUAACUCUGCCAACAACAGGUCUAUGGCUAUCUGGUGUGCGAAAUAAAGAAUCAAGUGAUAUAUGUAAAAAUCCUAACUUGCAUAUUGAUAAUGGCUCUAUGGACUAAGGCAUUCUAUGUAAAGCUAUUAAUUUUGUGCCAUUAUACGUGUGCAGUGAUAGUAUUACACAAUGUCCAAAGUUGAAAAUUGGCAAACUUUUGAUGUUAAACAUCGAAGGGCUCCAUACAUUCGGGUGACCCCUCUCUCUAAAAUCAAAACGCAGCAGCAUCAUACCGUAGCCGGCCAGAUGUUGCAGUCAUCAGAACAGAUUUUUACACUUGUAAGUAUAUUAUGUGUUUUUGCUUUUCGAAGUACAUCUUUGAAAAAAUUCUCUGAUCUAUUAAAACUAAUUGAGCAGUUUGCCACCCGAUAGCUUGUGAAGAUGAUUAAAGUAAUGUCUAGAUUAAAAAAAACAAAACAAAAAAACUCUGUAAAUGGACCACACCGCGCAUUCACUUUUCUCAACUUUAUUCGUCAGAAUCUGUCCGUCACGUAAAGAAAAUCAAAGCCGUAACGAGCUGCUGCCUGUAAAUACAAGGGAUGUAAUUAAGAAGGGAAGUUAAAAUAAAAAGAAAAAAAUGUUUUCUAACUUUUUUAAAUACUGUAUUUCAAUACAAACAAAUGUAUGGCUAAGUAUAUGGGUCUAUAUAGUGCUGUGGGAUGUGAGUUAUAUAACAAACAAAAAUGAGAGGAUGUUUCACUAAACUCAGGAGGAGGGGGACACGAACAUACUGAUCUACAGUAUAUAUUUGUGUUAAAAAAAAUAUAUAUUGUGUCUACUCUUGAAAAGCGUGUUAAAUCUGUGCCAUUUGGUCUUGUAUAUAUAUGUAUGAUCCUGUAAAAUAAAAACCUGAAAAAGCA